Messenger RNA from Trichoderma atroviride IMI 206040, 444 nucleotides. RefSeq lists its product as uncharacterized. The record is from RefSeq and is a predicted model, not a curated record. Lineage: Eukaryota; Fungi; Ascomycota; Sordariomycetes; Hypocreales; Hypocreaceae.
AUGGUGCCGCUGGGCAUUUGCCAAGUUGCUGCUAUUAUCAGCUUGGCUUCUGCGGAAACUGUUUCUGUAACGUUCAAUUCGCUCUACGACGACCCCUCUCGUUCGCUGAGUGAAGUCGCUUGUUGGAGAAAGGGCACCGGAUUCAUGCCUAACUUGGACUGGAAGAUUCAGAAAGAUGCAUUGGACUUUAUUGGAAUCGACGCAAUUCGUGGCUCCAGUGAUGCUCAGUGCUUCUCCUGCUGGAAGCUCGAGUAUGGUGAUGAGCAUGUAUCACUGUUUGCAAUUGACGGAGCCGACUCGGGCUUUGUUCUCUCUCUGAACGCUAUGCAGUCUCUUACAGGCGGCCAGGCUCGCGAGCUAGUCCGGAUUGAUGUGGAGGCAACUCAAGUCGACGUGUCUAACUGCGGCGUAUCUGCAGCUGAACUCCAUAAAUACGACUUCUAG